This is a messenger RNA of Aspergillus chevalieri, 1194 nucleotides long. Its product is annotated as putative glycosyl hydrolase. Lineage: Eukaryota; Fungi; Ascomycota; Eurotiomycetes; Eurotiales; Aspergillaceae. The coding region runs from base 1 to 1194 and encodes 397 amino acids. The transcript has 3 exons. Gene Ontology annotation, molecular function: mannan endo-1,6-alpha-mannosidase activity. Gene Ontology annotation, biological process: carbohydrate catabolic process. The record is from RefSeq and is a predicted model, not a curated record.
AUGAAGCCCAUAGUCCCAGUCCUCCUCUCCUCUCUCUCCCUGCUCACAACAACCUGCGCCCAGUCAACCCCCCUCUCCCGCGCCGAAACCGCCCUCGACGUCCUGCAAUCAUGGUACAACACAUCCACCGGUAUCUGGGAUACCUGCGGCUGGUGGAACGGCGCAAACUGCAUGACCGUGCUCGCGGACCUAGCCCUCAUCGACGAUUCCUCAGACUCCGUGCAAGAAACAGCAAGAGAAGUGUUUAAUAAUACGUAUCAUAUUGGGCCGAAGUCGAAUCCGUUGCCAUUUGGCAAGUUGGAGCCGAAUUCUCCGGCGUCGCCGUCUGCGACGGCUUCAUCCAGAGUGGCUUCGUUGACGGCAGCGGCGGCAACGCCGAUGCCGACGGAUGGGUCGUAUGAGGUUGGGUGGAAGUGGAUUGAUGGGUCGUAUGAUGAUGAUGGGUGGUGGGCGCUUGCGUGGAUCGCGGCGUAUGAUCUUACCAAAGAGCGGAAGUAUUUGGAUGUUGCGAUUGGGAUUUAUGAGCAUUUGAAUUCAACCAAGAAAGCCUCCUGUGGAAACACUGGCAUUUACUCCGAUAUAACUAAUGUCUACGUUAACGCUGUCACAAACGAGCUCUUCCUUUCUGUCGCCGCGCAUCUGGCGAACCGUGCGCCUAACAAGGAAAAGUAUCGCCAGGAUGCAGAGAACCUGUGGAACUGGUUCUCGACUGCUGGAUUCAUCAACGACAAGGGCACCAUCAACGAUGGUCUGACGAAUGACUGCAAGAACAACGGACAAACUGAAUGGACCUACAACCAAGGCAUCGUCCUGGGCGCCCUCGUCGAACUACACACCGCCAACAAAAACAAAGCCUACCUAGCCUCCGCCUCUCACAUCGCCAAAGCCGCCAUAAAAACAUUCACCAACUCCACUUCCAACGUCGUCGAAGAAUCCUGCGACCCAGACUCCUGCGACGCGAACUCCACCCAGUUCAAGGGCAUUUUUAUCCGCAAUCUCGCGACGCUGAAUGCUGUUGCGCCUGAGGAGACGUAUGAGAAGGUGAUUAAGGCUUCGGCGGAGAGUAUUUGGAAGCAUGAUCGGGAUUUGGAGAAUGAUCAGCUGGGGGAGGCGUGGACGGGGCCGGUGAAUUUGGUGGAUGCGUCGACGCAUUCGUCGGCGAUGGAUGCGCUUGUUGCUGCUGUUGGGUUGUAG